CUUACACAUCAGCCUUUAUCCGUCCGAGGAGAAUCAUCUCUAAAGCUCUUCGAAAUCACUGUUUGGACUUCAAGUCUGGUGCGCACCGCUGAAUCAUGCAGCACACAUUCAGAGCCAUCACACACUCUCCAGGGAUACUCAUCUGGAGGAUCGAGAAAAUGGAUCUUGUUUUGGUGCCAGAAAAAUUUCAUGGACAGUUUUAUGAAAGUGACUGCUAUUUAUUGCUCUCAACACGCAAAGCUGGCAAAUCUGCAUACUAUGACGUUCAUUACUGGAUAGGCUCUGUGUCGACACUGGAUGAACAGGGAGCUGCUGCUGUCUAUGCCAUUCAGCUGGAUGAGUUCCUGGGCUCCUCGCCUGUCCAGCAUCGCGAGGUGCAGCACCACGAGUCCAGCAUCUUCUGCGGAUAUUUCAAACAGGGCAUAAUUUAUAAGUCAGGAGGGGUGUCAUCGGGAAUGAACCAUGUGGAGACAAACACUUAUAACAUUCAGAGACUGCUGCAUGUGAAAGGAAAAUGGAAAGUGACUGGCACAGAGGUGGAAAUGAGCUGGAACAGCUUUGACACUGGGAGUGUCUUUCUGCUGGAUCUCGGCAAGACCAUUCUCCAGUGGAAUGGCCCUGAAAGCAACAAACAAGAACGUCUGAAGGGCAUGAUGCUGGCCAAGGACAUCAGGGAUCGUGAGAGAGGGGGUAGGCCAGAAAUCGGCGUGAUUGAGGGGGAUGCAGAGGCAAACUCCCCGUCAUCAAUGGAAGUGAUGGUGAGCAUUUUGGGUGAACGGCCCUCUAAACUGCCCAGUGGGACUCCGGAUGAAAUAACUGACCAGGAGCAAAUGUCUAAGCUCACCCUCUAUCAUGUGUCGGACACUAAUGGAGCUAUGAAUAUCACAGAGAUUGCAACCAGUCCACUUACACAGGACAUGCUGAAUCACGAUGACUGCUACAUUUUGGACCAGGGGGGGAUGUCAAUAUUUGUGUGGAAGGGAAAGACAGCCAACAAAGCAGAGAGACAAGCAGCAAUGACCAGGGCUCUGGAGUUCAUUAAAAUGAAGGGUUACCCACUCACUACUAAAGUGGAGGCUAUCAGUGACGGAGGAGAAUCGGCUCUCUUCAAACAACUCUUCAAGAGCUGGACUGUCAGAGAGCAGACAGCAGGUCUGGGCCGGACACACACUGUAGGGAGAGUGGCUGAUGUCACUCAAGAGAAGUUUGAUGCCGCUAGGAUGCAUGUGAUGCCUGAUGUUGCUGCACAGGAGCGCUUGGUGGACGAUGGCAGCGGACAAAAGCAGGUGUGGCGCAUUGAGAAUUUGGAGAUGGUGGAGGUGGAACCUGAAAUGCAUGGAUACUUCUAUGGAGGCGACUGCUAUCUGAUUCUGUACAGCUAUGAUGUUAAUGGCAGGAACAGCUACAUUCUUUACAUGUGGAAGGGACGUCAUGCGUCUCAGGAUGAGGUGACGGCCAGUGCGUAUCAGGCUGUGACUCUGGACCAGCAGUAUGGAGGUCAGCCUGUUCAAGUCCGAGUCUCCAUGGGGAAGGAACCACGGCACUUCAUGGCCAUCUUCAGGGGCAAGAUGGUUAUCUUCGAGGGAGGGACGUCCAGAAAGAGCGCCCCGGAGCCAGAGCCGCCCGUUCGUCUGUUUCAGAUCUGCGGCUCUCACCCGACCAAUUCAAAAGCUAUAGAGGUGCCAGCUCUGGUGGCCUCGCUCAACUCCAAUGAUGUCUUCCUCUUGAAAAGCCAGAACGGCAUCUACCUGUGGUAUGGCAAAGGGUCCAGUGGUGAUGAAAGGGCCAUGGCAAAGGAGGUGGCCUCCUUUAUUGGUCGAGGCUCAUCAGAGGAGAUCAUGGCUGAGGGACAGGAGCCAAAUGAGUUCUGGGAAAUCUUAGGUGGAAAAGGACCAUAUGCAAGUGACAGAAGAUUACAGCAGGUUACUCUAGAUCAUCAACCGCGUCUUUUUGAAUGCUCCAAUAAGACCGGCCAGUUUAUUGCCACUGAGGUAACCCAGUUCACACAGGAUGAUCUGAGAGAGGACGACGUCAUGCUUUUGGACACGUGGGAUCAGGUCUUUCUUUGGAUAGGAACUGAAGCCAAUGAAGUGGAGCGUAAGGAAUCUGUGACAACUUGCCAGGAAUACCUGCGGACUCAUCCUGGAUCCCGGGACCCUGACACACCUGUGAUAAUGGUGAAGCAGGGCUUUGAGCCUCCUACCUUUACUGGGUGGUUCAUGGCCUGGGACGCGACAAAAUGGAGCGGUGGCAAAACCUAUGAGCAGCUGAAGGAGGAGUUAGGGGAGAUUACAUUGCCCACUAAAGUUGAUUCUGGAUCCAAUGGUGCGGAGAAUAAAACCAUCUCACAAUAUGCACCAGAAAUGCUGAUAAACAAACUGUCUGGAGAGCUGCCUGAGAACGUGGACCCCGCACACAAAGAGAGACAUCUCUCUGACGAAGAUUUUCAGACCGUACUUGGAAUCUCCAGAGAAGAGUUUGACAGUUUGCCUCAGUGGAAACAGACGACCAUUAAGAAGGAAAAGGGAUUGUUUUGAAAAGUGACGUAUGUUUUGUAAGUGCUGGUAGUGGGAAGAGGGAACACAGACGCAUCUAUAUUUCCUAUUUCAAAAUCUUUUGUCAUAAUUGAUAUCACUAAUGUAAUCGUUCAUAUGCUCCAGACACAAUAAGCAUAUUGUAGUUUAAUUGCGGAACUUGUGCUGUUUUUGGUGAAAGCAAAAUAAAAAUAUGUAUAUUUACAAUA
This is a messenger RNA of Sinocyclocheilus anshuiensis, 2743 nucleotides long. RefSeq names its product advillin (gene avil). Gene Ontology annotation, molecular function: actin filament binding; phosphatidylinositol-4,5-bisphosphate binding. Gene Ontology annotation, biological process: barbed-end actin filament capping; actin filament severing; cytoskeleton organization. Gene Ontology annotation, cellular component: cytoplasm; actin cytoskeleton. Lineage: Eukaryota; Metazoa; Chordata; Actinopteri; Cypriniformes; Cyprinidae. The transcript has 20 exons. The record is from RefSeq and is a predicted model, not a curated record. Bases 96 to 2537 code for a protein of 813 amino acids.